Cannabis sativa is the source of this 996-nucleotide messenger RNA. RefSeq names its product auxin-responsive protein SAUR71-like. The record is from RefSeq and is a predicted model, not a curated record. Lineage: Eukaryota; Viridiplantae; Streptophyta; Magnoliopsida; Rosales; Cannabaceae. Bases 246 to 809 code for a protein of 187 amino acids. Gene Ontology annotation, biological process: response to auxin. The transcript has a single exon.
CUUAUAUAUUUCUAAUUUAAGGCAAAUAAAUAGUUAAGAGUACCACCUCUCCUACUCAGAGAUUUCCCAGUUAAAGCUUAACAUUUUGCCCUCUCAGCUAUUCCAAAUCCUACCUUGUAUUAUUAUUAUAACAUCAUAUUAUUAAAGUCAUAUAUUUCUCACACAUGUAUAAAUCAUAAUCAUCUCUUAUAUACUUGUCAAAUUCUCAUUUCUAUCAUCAUUUUUUUCCCACAAGAAGAAGAGAAAUGGAUAUUGUGAAGGAAAAGCAGAAGAAAAAUUUGAUAGCCAAGGCAUGGGGAAGGUGCAAGUCUCUUGGAACUGGCUUCACAAAUAUUAACAAUACUACUAAUAAUAAUAUUAUUAAGUCUUCAUUGAGGAGGAGCUCCACAGUGGGCCCAUUUCCUCCGCCGCGGGCCGAGGGAGACCAAAGUCGGCGGCGGAGAAGGAGGAGGAGCCACGUGGCUCCAGAAGGCUGUUUCUGGGUGUACGUGGGCCCAGAAAAGCAAAGGUUUGUGGUGAGAGCAGAGUUUGCUAAUCACCCACUUUUCAGAAUACUUUUAGAAGAUGCUGAGCUGGAAUAUGGGUUUAAUAGUGAAGGUCCAAUUGUGCUUCCUUGCGACGUCGUUUUGUUCUAUAAUGUCUUGGCUGAGAUGGAGAAUUAUGAUCAGUUGAGUAAUAAUAAUGGUUAUGGUUGUAUAAAUAGUGGCUUUGCUAAACGAAUUUUGAGCCCAAAUUAUAACCAUAGUUAUGGUUCUUAUAGUUAUAAGCUUCUUAGUCCUUCACAUUUGCUUAAGAUCAAUCCUUUAUAACAAUUUUUAUGUAGUUAAAUAUUUAGUAUAUAUAAAACAGAGAUAUACAAUACAUUUCCUGAUUUGGUAUAUAUGAAAGAGAGGGAUAUGGCUUGCUUGCUUAUAUAUUGUAAUAUACAUUUAUGUAAUUAGCUUCUCUUUUGGGAAUAAGAAUAGUUAAAGAUUGUUGAUUUUUGUUAUUAGAUUA